AUGGCAAACAAAGUCUACACCCUCAACGAGAUCAAAUCUCACAACACCAAACAAGACCUCUGGGUCGUCAUCCACGGAAAGGUCUAUGACAUAACCAAAUACACCCGCGACCAUCCUGGCGGCGCAGAUGUCCUCGUCGACGUCGCCGGCACAGACGCCACCGCGGCCUACGAAGACGUAGGCCAUUCCGAAGACGCAGACGCAAUCCUACAGACGUUUUGCGUUGGAACGGUCAGCGAUGCGGGGGAUUAUACUCGUCCGAAGGCUGUGCGUGUGAUUCAGGAUACGGCAGAGAAUGAGACCCGAAAGGGAGAUGCGGGAUCUGGUUGGGUGGGAUAUACAAUCGGGACUGGGGCUCUGGGAGCGUCGGUUGUUUAUGUUGUCUCGAGAUGGGGGCACAUAUUCACGGUGCCUGCUAUUCUACCCUCUGGGAUUCUCAAAGGAGGCUUCUCGACUGGCUUCAUCGCAGCCAGCUUGAUAUCCACUGCCAUCGGGACCAAACUCGCAAAGCAGCUGUCAAAAUUCACGCAAAUCGAGUCCGGUUUCACCAAGUACCCUGCGUCCAAACCAUCAUCCCUCGUCAAGCACAAUCCCCAUCUCGAAGAAGGCUUCCUCGACGCAAAGGAAUACAAAUCCCUCCCGCUGAUCCAAAAAGACACUCUCGCUCCAAACGUCUACCGCUUCGUCUUUCAACUCCCCAAUGAAAACGAUGUCAUCGGCCUCCCAAUCGGUCAGCACGUCGCUAUCAAAGCUACAGUCGACAACCAAUCCAUCAGCAGGUCGUACACGCCGACCUCGAAUAACCUCGACCGCGGCAGAUUGGAGCUUGUCAUAAAAUGCUACCCUGACGGCCUGCUCACGGGAAAGUACCUAUCCACCCUGCAGAUCGGCGAGAAAGUCCAAUUCCGCGGCCCCAAGGGCGCAAUGAAAUACCACAACGGCCUCUGCAAGAGGAUCGGAAUGAUCGCCGGCGGAACAGGAAUCACACCCAUGUACCAACUCAUCCGGGCAAUUUGCGAAGACGACACAGACACUACUGAGAUCAGCCUGAUCUACGCGAACCGCACGGAGGAGGAUAUCCUCCUUCGCGAUGAGCUGGAGACAUUCGCGAAAAGGUACCCCCAUAAUGUGAAGAUAUGGUAUAUGCUCGAUCAACCCUCGGAGAACUGGGCGUAUGGAAAGGGGUAUGUCACGCAGGCGGUUAUGGGGGAGAAAUUGCCUGGUGCGUCGGCUGAUACGAAGAUCAUGCUGUGUGGACCGCCGGGGAUGGUGAAUGCGGCGAAAAAGGGGCUAGUUGGGCUGGGCUUUGAAGCGUCAGGGAGUGUGUCGAAGAUGACGGACCAGAUUUUCUGUUUUUAG
Molecule: messenger RNA, 1359 nt
Organism: Aspergillus wentii DTO 134E9
Lineage: Eukaryota; Fungi; Ascomycota; Eurotiomycetes; Eurotiales; Aspergillaceae
Exons: 2
Coding region: 1-1359 (452 amino acids)
Cellular component (GO): endoplasmic reticulum
Molecular function (GO): oxidoreductase activity
Source: RefSeq, a predicted model, not a curated record